Molecule: messenger RNA, 649 nt
Organism: Nestor notabilis (Kea)
Lineage: Eukaryota; Metazoa; Chordata; Aves; Psittaciformes; Psittacidae
Gene: MRPL47
Product: mitochondrial ribosomal protein L47
Exons: 6
Biological process (GO): mitochondrial translation
Cellular component (GO): mitochondrial ribosome; mitochondrial large ribosomal subunit
Molecular function (GO): structural constituent of ribosome
Source: RefSeq, a predicted model, not a curated record
GUUCACACCAAAUCUUUUCAACAAGAGCCAAGCGAAAACUGAGCCCCUCCAUCAGUUGAAGUUUUUGCACACUACUUUGUCUCGGAAAGGUCUGGAGGAGUUUUUUGAUGAUCCAGUAAACUGGGGAGAAAAAAGCAUAAAGUCUGGGGAUGCAUGGAAUAUAAAGCAGCUGAGGGCUAAAAGUAGUGAGGACUUACACAAGCUUUGGUAUGUCCUACUGAAGGAAAAAAACAUGCUUUUAACUUUAGAGCAAGAAUCAAAACGACAACUCAAGCCUAUGCCAAGUCCAGAACGAUUAGAAAAGGUAGAAGAGUCUAUGAAAAAUAUAGAUUUGGUUGUCAGAGAAAGAGAGAUUGCUUUGAGGCUUCUACAAACUGGCCAUGAAAAGCCAGUACCUGGCGAGUGGAGACACGACUUCUUAGGACGCACCUACUGGUACUCUUACAAGGAAUGGCCGAUACCUUGGUACUUGAACAAAAAAUACAAAAAGAGGAAAUUCUAUUACUUACCUCAUGUGGAACGCUUCAUCAGGCUCAGACUUGAAAAAUCGUUAUGCACAAGGGCAAGAAUGCGAAGCCUAGAGAAGACAAAGCGGAAGGUCCUAGAAAGGAAGUUCCCUCACCUUGCUGUAAAAUCGCAGAGCCAGUAG